Messenger RNA from Symbiodinium sp. CCMP2592, 972 nucleotides. The record is from the annotation of a GenBank genome assembly. Lineage: Eukaryota; Dinophyceae; Suessiales; Symbiodiniaceae.
AUGGCCUUAAAUACUGUCCUUGGCCAAGCGCUCUCUAGAAACAAGGCGCAUGAGAAGGUGGACUUGUGGAAAGAGCGAGAGAUUCAGGACAAGGGUAGUCGAUGCACCAUUUCGUUGAAAAGCCGAAAGGGUGACGUUGUCCGCCAAGUUACCAAGGUUCCUGAAGGUGCUGAGGUGACGAGUAAUGUGGUGAACCAGUUUGAGACAGAUAGAGAAGAGAACGCAGCCAAGAAGGAGGAUGAGCUGUUGGCUCGACUCGCCAACGGCAAGGAUCCAGCUUGGCGUCCUGACCAAUACCUCUCCCAACUCAAGGGAAAGGGCACUUCGAAACUGAAGCUGCGACCAGAUUUCUUGCGGAUGGAUCCUGCAUUCUUGCAGAAGGUCGUUGCAGAGUACAAGGCUCAGAAAAAGGCUGCGAAGAAGAAGAAAAAGAAGAAAAAGCAAAAGAAGGAGAAAAAGGCAGGAAAGAAAGACAAAAAGGAUAAGCAGCUUGUAAAGGCAGCGAAAAAGGAGAAGAAACGAAGUAAAGCCAGAGAAGCAAGCCAAGAUGACUUGCCGGGCAAAGAAGUGAAGAAGGAGCGUCACGAAGUGAAGGAAAAACGAAGAAAGCGAAUAAUGCUCGAUGACGCUGGUCAGCCUACUGGAAAAGAAGAGCUUGAGGUGCUCGAGGUCAGAAGCAAAAUCACUGUGAGCCGAAAGCACGCCGCGCGGGAGGUUGAAGCUGACACAAUGGACGAGGUCUCUGUGGCUGAAGCCAGGGCCUCUGAGAUUGCGUCAAAGCUCCGUCAGCAGGUCCAGGCAAGUUGGAACACGUCCCAACCCUCGCCGAGCACCGGCGGUAGCUCAGAGUCAUCGAGCUCAGAUAACGACAUGGAGGAAUGCCCGAGUGAAGAGCUAGCAGAGGACGGCGACCUGUUUGCCUUGCUGUGGGAUGGUCGCGUCACUCCCUGCAAGGACAGCAACACUGAGUGA